GAUCUCUCUCUCUCUCUCGUAGUCGUCGACGCGUCUCACUAAUAACUGACCCAUCUUUAAUGCUCGUCCUUCUCCCUUUCUAAGAUCCGGCCUUUAGAUUUCGUCACCCUUUCUGCAACCUACUCAGUUCCUUUUUUCCUUUCUCUAUCGACCUUUCUUUUCUCGCGAGCGUGUUUCCGAAGUUUCCAAUUCAGGUUUCUUCUAAUGCAUUUCGUUUUCGGUUUCUUUUGUUUUGAAAGAAACUACUUCUGAUGAGUGAGGAUGGACAAUUUCCUGGAAAAGGGGUCCAAAAUUGCAGGCAUUGCUGAUCGGAGCUCCGGCGGAAGGUUUUUCUCGACGGGACGAACUCCCCGAGGUCUCGAGAAGCUCUUUCCCCACUUUCACUAGUCAUGGAUGGUCAUGCUAAUGGCAUUAUGGGGAUCCAUUUCCAGGAAACAAGAAGGUUCAGAAGCAGAGGAACUUUCUGAAAUUGGCCUCUGAUUCUACUUCGUGCAGUAGUGGUACCACGGGAAAACUCGUUCACGUUUGAACCGGGGUGGAGAUAUUUAAACCAAGCCAUUGGGACUCCAAUGAAGAAGUUAGUAGCUGAGGAGAUGUUGAGAGAAACUGAAUACAAAAGAAGGUCUCCAAGUAUUAUUGCCAGAUUGAUGGGUCUUGAUGGGCUGCCACAUCAGCAGCCUGCUCACAAACAACAAAAGAAGUCCUCGGAGAACUAUAUUAAGAGGACAACAUCAGUAGAGAAAGCUCCAAAGAGUGGAUCAUUUUAUGACCAUCGAUCAUCUAGAAGGAACUCAAAGGAGCAGGAAGAGUUUAAGGAUGUACAUGAGGUUUUGGAAACAUCAAAGAUAGAGAGUAGCAGCUGUUCAUCACUGGGGCUUACAAACUCAAAGCUUUCCGAUGCUGAGAUGGCAUUUAUUCAGCAGAAGUUCAUGGAGGCUAAACAUCUUUCAAGUGAUCAAAAGUUACAGUAUAUGAAGGAGUACCAUGAUGCACUCGAGGUACCAGACUCCAAUAAAGAUCGUCUGCUCAAAUUUCUACAACAACCAGAUUCAUUGUUCACAAAGCAUAUGCAUGAUCUGAGAGUUGCUCCUCCCCAAAGUCAUCAGGGUUGCAUGGAAGCUAAGGAGUUGUCAGGUGCUCAUAAGUAUGAAAGUGGUGAACUUGGGAAGUCAGUGAGACGAACUCUUAGAUCUCCCCAGAACCAUUGCGAUGGUCUUUUUGCCUACCCUGACUGCAGAUAUGCUAAUGCUCUCAAUUCGACAAAGACUCCAUUUGAACGGAAGGAUGAGUUGGCUCCUAUACCUACAAGUAUAGUUGUGUUAAAACCGAACAUACGGAAGGCCAAGAAUGGUACCAGCUGUGAUUCAUCACCUUGUUCUUCGCAUGCUAGCCUGUCAGAUUGUAGGGUGCACACAGAAUUUCCGAUUAGCAAAAAUAGGAAGGGAAACCUAAGGGGGGCAAAAAAUUUUCCUGAUGGUGUGGGGCUUUCAAGUCAUAAGUCCAGAGAAUCUAGAGAACUUGCGAGGGAAAUAACUAAAAAAAUGAGAAAUAGUUUCCGUAGUGGUUCUAUGAAAAUUUCAUCUGCUGUAUUUACAGGAUAUGCUGGGGAUGAGAGUUCAUGUGACAUGUCUGGGAAUGAAUCAGAGGCGAUUACAGUGGAAUCAAGAAAUUCAUUUGACUUGAGUAACCAGUACAAGCUUUCAUCAUACCUUUUGGCUGAAUCCUCUGUGAGCAAGGAGGCCAAGAAGAGACUGUCAGAGAGGUGGAAAAUGACCAAAAAGUCUCAAGAGCAGGGAGUUGUUAGUAAGGGCAGCACACUGGCUGAAAUGCUUGCUAUCCCUGAUAAGUACUUAAUGCCAGCAGAUUUAAACGGAAUGAUUGUUGGGGACAAAAUUAGUGACAAAUUUUCAAGUAAUGAUAGACCAAAUGGGUGGGUUGAACCUCUGGGAAUUAGCAGUAGGGAUGGCUGGAUGGAUGGAUCUGUCAGAAACUUAUCAAGAUCUAGAUCUCUUCCUGCUUCUUCUAGUGCUUUUGGAAGUCCCAAGACAAGCAUACACAGCGAAAUGUUUUAUGGUAAAACGUAUCUCAUGCCAAAAGAUGCCUUGAGGAAGGAAAAAAGCAAGAGAAUAAAGGGUAAUUCUGAUGGGAGGCAUGGGCUAGUCCCUAGAAAAUCAAGAUCUAGUAGUAAGAAUUCUCAUUCUUCUAGCUGCACAGUCGGGGAAAGUAAAGAUUGUUUGGUAGAGGUUCAUACAAGCCAGAAUCAAGUGGAGGCUAGGUUUGAAAGGAUUGAUCCAUCUGAAAAAGAUGUUAUGAUCUUUGAGUCAUUAGUUAGCAUUGACAAUCAUGCUAGUCCAGUUCCCAAAAAUGUGGGGGAAGUGAGAGAAGAGACUAUGGCCAUGCCUUCUGAAACUCCUGAUGAGUUGCUACCAGAAGUAUCAGGUGGCAAGGACGAUAUCUCUGCUGGUGGACAAGAUAUCUUAAUUACACAGGAACCAUUGAUGGGGUCAUUUGAGGAAGGUUCGGUUUCCUUGCUUCAUCCUCUGCCUGGACUAGAAUCGCCAAUUAGCUCCAAGGAGGCUGAUCAACCCAGUCCAGUUUCAGUUAUGGAAGCUCCGUUUACGGAUGAUCUGUCAUCAUGUUCCGAAUGCUUUGAGAGUCUCAGUGCUGACCUCCAUGGUCUUCGGAUGCAACUUCAGCUACUCAAAUUGGAGUCAGAAGCAUUUGCAGAGGGGCCCUUGCUCAUAUCUUGUGAUGAAGAUGUUGGUGAAGGAUCCGUUUUGAAUGAGAAGGGAGUUUGUGGAACUGAAGAGAGUUGGCAGCCUACCUACAUAAUUGAUGUCUUAAAUGACUCCGGUUUUAACGAUUGUGAUCCUCAUAUGUUCACGGCUAUCUGGCACUCUUCAGAAUGCCCCGUGGAUCCCAUUGUAUUCGAAGAACUUGAGAAGAAGUACAAUGGCCGGACUUCUUGUGCAAGGUCGGAAAGGAGGUUACUCUUUGACCGUAUAAAUUCAGCACUCCUGGAGAUUCACCAGCAAUUCAUGGGUUCACAUCCAUGGGUGAAGCCUGCAACGAUGGCUGGCUGUAAGUGGAUUAAAGAUGGGUUCCAAGAUCGUUUCUCUGUGUUGCUAGCAGAGCAAGAGAAGAAAUCGAAUGAAGACAUUCUGGGGAAUGUCCUGACAAGGGAGUCAUGGUGGUUGGGUUUGGGUGACGGCAUUGAUGUAGUAGGUAGAGAAAUCGAAAGAUUGUUGACAGAUGAGCUAGUAGCAGAGUUCUUGGCUCUGUAGUGUAGUGAUUUGGAACCACGGCUCUAUUUUGUUCAGGGCAUUAAGCGUGUGUAAAUGAAGCUAUAAAAUGCUCAUUUCUCGAGAGAAUGAAUAAGAGGAUCAAAAUCAAAAUCCUUUCACCAAAAAGAAGAAUCAGGCUGUAGGCAUGAAAGUGGCAUACCAAAAUGAGAAGGUAUAAAGACAUCAUUAUCUAAGGUGGCACCCUUACGAUUAUAAGGGUUGAGGGUUUAAUCAAAAUUAGUGCUCAAUAGUUGUAGGGCCAUUGGAUUUAUGUAUAGGUUUGUAAUGUAUCUGAGCUGAUAUCAUAUAAAAAAGUUCAAGUAAUGAAGGAGGUGAUAUAUAAUUGGGAUAAAUUGUCUUGUUAUUAUGUAGGGGAAUGGUGUUAAAUUACACUUUGAGAGGGUUAUGGUUUUCUUGCACUAUUCUUAAUUUUAUAUUUUGGGUUGAUGUCAAUGGACUGGGUUGUUUGUGUUGGACUAUGACUUAAUUAAAUUAGAAUUCCAUGGUCCUAGGGAGGUUUAAAUUUCAUAUUGUUGAGUAGAUUUUGGUUCUGUUGCACUAUUUAUAUACAUUUUAGGGGAAAUACUUGUUUACAGCUUUGGGAUUUGAACUUUUUACAUACU
Juglans regia (Persian walnut) is the source of this 3907-nucleotide messenger RNA. RefSeq lists its product as uncharacterized. The transcript is spliced from 5 exons. The coding region runs from base 570 to 3284 and encodes 904 amino acids. The record is from RefSeq and is a predicted model, not a curated record. NCBI's taxonomy places the organism in Eukaryota, Viridiplantae, Streptophyta, Magnoliopsida, Fagales, Juglandaceae.